This is a messenger RNA of Hyaloscypha bicolor E, 312 nucleotides long. RefSeq lists its product as uncharacterized. The record is from RefSeq and is a predicted model, not a curated record. Lineage: Eukaryota; Fungi; Ascomycota; Leotiomycetes; Helotiales; Hyaloscyphaceae. The transcript has a single exon. The annotation marks the transcript as partial.
CCAGAGCCUAAAUGGUCUAAUGGAUGGUUAACUAAUUUCAAGAAUCGCUUCUAUAUCAAGGAAUACGUCUGCUAUAGCGAAGGGGGUAUGGCAGAUAUCGAUAGCCCUGAGAAUAUUAAGCAAAUGCAGGAAAAUCGAGACUUGGCAGCCAUAUAUCCUCCUGAAAAUAUCUUAAAUAUGGAUAAGACUGGUUUAUUCUGGAAACUGUUACUAAACCGUAUACUAGUAACUGAGGCUAGUAAUAGAGGCAGAAAGAGUAAAGACCGAAUUACUCUUACUCUUACGGUUAAUACUACGGGUACUAAUAAGUAG